Cylicostephanus goldi is the source of this 140-nucleotide messenger RNA. The record is from the annotation of a GenBank genome assembly. NCBI's taxonomy places the organism in Eukaryota, Metazoa, Nematoda, Chromadorea, Rhabditida, Strongylidae.
AUGGGUCCGGCCAUCGAUAUUGAGUAUCAAUGUCCAUAUCUGGAAGGUUAUGAUGGAGCUGUGGUCAUUCCUGGAUACGACAUUGAAGACUUACGUAGGCCCAGGUCAGAUCAUUAUGUUAGCAACUGCAAAAAAUGAAG